Acanthosepion pharaonis is the source of this 1071-nucleotide messenger RNA. NCBI's taxonomy places the organism in Eukaryota, Metazoa, Mollusca, Cephalopoda, Sepiida, Sepiidae. The record is from the annotation of a GenBank genome assembly.
AUGCACCUUCUUUCUUUCUUUCUUUCUUUCUUUCUUAUUAUCCAUCUAUAUAAGCCUUCUUCAUAUCUCUCUCUAUCUCUCGCUCUUUUUUUUUUCAGCCUUGAUCGUUUUUUUUAUGUUCUCAUAACUAGCAUCUUCCCCACCACCACUUUAUUCCUCUACCUCCGCAUAAAAAAAAUAUUCCCCACUUACCAAGUCUAUCCUUCUAAAACAUCUUUUUCCGUACCUUCCUCUCUCACUAUCUUCCUUAUGCCAUCCCUCUCCCUCCAUCUCCUCUUAGACUCCCCCGCCUUUUUCUCUGUUUAUGACUUCUUGCCUGUUAGAGUGCCGUUCUCAUCCGAGCCCUUCCUCUCUCUUUCUCUUUUUUGUUUGCUUGUUUUUUCUUUCUUUUCUUUCUUUCUUUCUUUCUUUCUUUUCUUUCUUUCUUUUUUCUUUUUUAUUUCUUUCUUUUCUUUCUUUCUUUUUUCUUUCUUUCUUUUUUCUUUCUUUUCUUUCUUUCUUUCUUUUCUUUCUUUCGUUCUUUCUUUCUUUCUUUUUUCUUUCUAUCUUUCUUUCUUUUCUUUCUUUCGUUUCUUUCUUUCUUUUCUUUCUUUUUUUCUUUGUUUCUUUUCUUUCGUUCUUUCUUUCGGUCUUUCUUUCUUUCGUUCUUUCUUUCUUUUUUCUUUCUUUCGUUCUUUCUUUCUUUUCUUUUUUCUUUCUUUUUUCUUUAUUUUCUUUCUUUCUUUUCUUUCUUUCUUUCUUCUUUUCUUUCUUUCUUUCUUUUCUUUAUUUCUUUAUUUAUUUAUUUAUUUCUCCCAUUCUUUCUUCUAUAUGUGGGAAGGGUCUGUUUCUCUCUGCCCUUCUCACUCUCUCGCUUACACUCCCUCUAAUUUUCCUGCCUGUCCGUUUUGCUUUACCUUUUCUCUUCCCUCCCAACCCCCUUUCUUUCAUUCUCUCGAUCGUCUGUUUCCCCUUUCCUCUCUAUUUAAUUGUAUCUUUCCACUUCCUUCACUGUCUCCCUCACUUCCUCCUCCUCCUUCUCUCUCUCUCUUCCCCUCAUAUUCUCCCUUCACCUUUUUGCUCCCUCCUUAA